Messenger RNA from Papilio machaon (common yellow swallowtail), 2828 nucleotides. It is a transcript of the gene boi, whose product is annotated as interference hedgehog. The record is from RefSeq and is a predicted model, not a curated record. Gene Ontology annotation, cellular component: axon; plasma membrane. NCBI's taxonomy places the organism in Eukaryota, Metazoa, Arthropoda, Insecta, Lepidoptera, Papilionidae. The transcript has 16 exons. Gene Ontology annotation, biological process: axon guidance; cell-cell adhesion. Bases 191 to 2467 code for a protein of 758 amino acids. Gene Ontology annotation, molecular function: protein binding.
GAAUCCAGUUUGGUUGUUGUGUAUCUGUGAGUUAGUUGUGUAUGUUUUUUACAGUGUGAGUUUUAUUUCCGCCGUUUUGUUAAACAAAUACAUUAAUUUGUGUGUAAAAAAAACUUGUUUGACUAAGUGAAUGAUGAGAUUGUGUUUUUGAAUAUAUUUGUAUUGACAACAAAGACCUGGAAACGGUACAAUGGGUCCCGUGUUAAUACUACAAAUAUUUCUGGGAGUCCUUGCACCGGCUGUUGCCAAGAUCGGUAUGGGCUUUACAAAGUACCCGGAGUCAGUGACCGCACCGGCAGGUGACGAGGUUGCCUUUGAAUGUUCAGUGGAAGUGCCCUGUGAAAGACUUACGUGGAGGUGGAAACCUGAACACGAAGACAGUUGGAGAGAUGUAGAGGGGACUAGUGAUAGUGACAGCCUGUCUACAAAACUUGUGGUAGAUGUUAAAGAAGAUACGCCUAAUUCGUUAUAUCAGUGUGUAGCGUGGUACGGUGCUAUCAGCGUAGUAUCCAUCCCCGCUCGGCUGGCCAUUGCGAAACUGGAUUUGAGCAGAAACACCGCAGAGAAGCGUGUGAUAGCCGCUCCUUUGCACAAUACAGUGGUAUUGCAUUGCAAAGAGCCACUUUCUGAACCACCCGCUGUGUUAAACUGGUGGAAAGAAGACGGAAAGACAAAGAAGCAACUGGACACUCCACACGGUGUGUUAGUAUUACACAAUGUGUCUACAGCUGACAGUGGUGUGUACGGCUGCACGGCCACCAAUGAGCUUAGUGUGCAGACAAUAGACCUGCCUGAAAGGACAUACUUGAAAGUCCAGCACGAAGGGAACGGUCAAGAGAGAUUUCUAGAGACAGAAGACUACGUGGGCACCAAGGAUUCUGAAGGCACACUAACAGUGUCUGUGAAGAUAGACGGCGCCUUACGGCUUUGGUGCGGCGCUGUGGGCACUCCGCCUCCGCGGGUCACCUGGACCAGAGAUGGACUCCAAGUGUCCAACAGAGAUGCGCUGUUUGUACAACCGUUUACAGUUCGAGAUGAGGGUAUUUACUCCUGUUCAGCCAAUGGUAUUCGAAGGUCGUGGAAAGUUGUGGCAUUAUUCCCCCCAUAUUGGGAGGGGACCGCUGAUAAUGUGAAUGCAAGCGAAGGAGGGAGCGCAAGGGUCACUUGCGGAUUGCCUAACGGUCAACCAACUCCCACCGUUCAUUGGUUGCUCAACGCUGAAUUGAUGAGGAACGGCAAAGGGAUAAAGACCAAUGACACGGACCUGUACAUCGAGCACGUGGAGAAGCGGCACGCAGGCAUUGUGCAGUGCGUGGCGUGUAACGCGCUCGCCUGUGCCUUUGACGCGGCUAUGCUCACUGUCGUGCCAGUGCAGAUAUCUGACCAGGAUUACACUGCGGAGGCGCCCAAAGCACACGUCCCUUCUCAGCCUCCGAAACGUCAUAAUAAGAAGAACUCGAGAAAACAUAAAGCUGUAAUGAUCCCACCUUCGCGUCCCAACGUGACGCGGAUGUCAGACGAGAGUGUCAUGGUGUCAUGGUCCAAUGCUAAAGAGGGAUUGCCCAUACAGUUCUUCAAGGUACAGUACAAGGAAGUGAGCAACUCCAGCAACUCCAGCGGGCAAUGGCACACCGCAAACUACGAUAUACCUUCAUACAUACACGCAUUUGAGAUUGAUGGACUCCUGCCUGAUAAGUUUUACAAGUUCCGUAUAGCGGCAGUGUACUCGAACCAGGACAACAAGUUGGGGCGCAGCAGCCCGCGGUUUUAUCUGCAGCGCGGCGGUCAGAGCCCGCGCGCUCCCGUGCUCACCAAGGCUACUGCUACCUCGCCUCACUCUAUACAGCUAGAGUGGACUUGGUCUAGUUCUGGGGGUGUUGAGGCGGAGGGUUUCUACGUGUACUACCGCGCGGUGUCGUCAGCGGGCGCGUAUGAGAAGGUGUCUGCGGGCGGCGGCGCACGCGCACUGCGUCUUGAUCACCUCGCUCCUGACACCGCAUACGAGCUCAAAGUACAGGCUUAUACUGCGCAGGCACCUUCAGACUUCAGUGCGAUACUUGACGCGAAGACACACAAGUCUCUAGUACCGACAGUAUCCAGUAGCACGGAGGGUGUGGGGGGUGCGGGGGGUGCAGGGGGUGCAGGGGGUGCGGAGCGCGCGCCCGCCGCGCUGGUGACGGCGGGUGGGGCGCUGGGUGUGGCCGCCAUACUGCUCAUACUGCUCGUCACGCUGCUGCUCUGUCGCCGCGCCAAGAGACCUACCAAGGAGAAGGUGUCAGGUCAGGACGCGGGCAGCGGGAACGGUUACACACCAGCUAAAGUACCUAUCACUAUCACCGCCAACCCCUUGCAUGCUGAGGGAGGUGAAGCAGGUGUAGAAAUGUCCUUUUUACACAAUAACAACACUGGCAGUAGCGAAGAGACACCACAUUCAAGGAAAAACGGCCCCACGCGACAGUACGUUUAAUUAUACACCUUAUUGUUAUAAGCAUAAAGUCUAUAUUGCUUUAUUGACAGUCAAUUGUGAUACAAACUGAUCGCAAUGUUACAAACAGACUUACAGUACAAAAUAUUUAUUAUUUUAAUAGUAAAGUGUAUGUGAUUUAUAUGUCUAGACAAAUAAAGGUGAGUAUACAAUGAACGACGGUAUUUGCAGAUUCAAAUAUAAGUCAGCUUGUGAAAAUGUGUACAGUGUGACAUUGCCUUUAUUAGUUGUGAUUUUUCAGUGGAAAUGUGCUCCUUCAGUGGAAGCACACCUUAUUUAUUAAUUAAUUUUGUUAUAUUGUACUUCGGUACCUGUAGACAUAAGGAAUUAAAGACAAGUAAAA